AUGAGAAAAAGUCUCGCGCGCGUCAAGGCGGAGAGCCUUUCGCCCGGAGGACUGGACUUGCGAGGCGGCGGCGCGGGGAGCGAGGAACCGGGUGUGGCUGCGAGCGAGGUCCAGCCCCAGCAGCUCCGCAUCGCGGCGACCUUCUCGCUGGCAGGGUUGGCUGGCGACGCGGUCCCGGUGGAGCAGGCCUCGCCCAGGGAGGAGGCAGGCAGGGAGACGCGCCGCGGGUUCAGGUGUGGAGAGUGCGGCGAGUGCUUCGGUGCAGAGGCGGACUUGAGGAAGCAUCUGGCUGGUCACUCCAAGAGGGCACCGCACUCGUGCGAGGUUUGCGGAAAGAAGUUCCGUGAUGCUUCGAAUCUCAGGAAGCACAUGGGAACCCACACCGGGGAGAAGCCCUACGAAUGUGACGAGUGCGGAAAGAAGUUCACUCAAUCAGCUAGCCUUGUCAGGCACAAGAUGCUGCACACCGGAGAGAAGCCCUACAAAUGUGACGAGUGCGGAAAGAAGUUCAGCCGAUCAAGUCACCUCAUCAGGCACAAGAUGCUGCACACCGGGGAGAAGCCCUACGAAUGUGACGAGUGCGGAAAGAAGUUCUCUCAAUCAAGUAAUCUCUACACUCACACGAAGAAGGCCCACACAGUGAGGAAGCCGCUUACGUGUAACUUCUGCGGCAAGAAGUUUUCUCGUCCUGCCCAACUAAGUAGCCACAGACGGGUGCACUCUAAGUCUUACGAGUGUGACGAGUGCGGAAAGAAGUUCUCUCAAUUAAGUAACCUGAAGGUGCACAAGAUGCUGCACACCGGGGAGAAGCCCUACGAAUGUGACGAGUGCGGAAAGAAGUUCACUCAAUCAGGUGGCCUCAUCAGGCACAAGAUGGUGCACACCGGAGAGAAGCCCCACGAAUGUGACGAGUGCGAAAAGAAGUUCGCUACAUUAGAUAACCUUAGGAAGCACACGAGAGUCCACACCGGGGAGAAGCCCCACGAAUGUAACGAGUGCGGAAAGAAGUUCACUACAUCAGUAAACCUGAAGGUGCACAGGAGAGUCCACACCGGGGAGAAGCCUUACGAGUGUGACGAGUGCGGAAAGAAGUUCACUGAAUUAAGGAACCUGAAGGUGCACAAGAGAGUCCACACCGGAGAGAAGCCUUACAAGCGCAAUGAAUGAGGAAAGAAGUCCGAUUUCUUCAUCAAGAGACAGUUAGGUUUGUAGUGGCAAUAGUGGAAACAAAGAUAUUUUGAAAACUUACUUUUUGUAGCUUUUGCAACUUGCUUUUUAUGAUAAUGAAGGGUAUAUAUAAUUUCAUAUCAAACACUA
This is a messenger RNA of Thrips palmi, 1317 nucleotides long. RefSeq names its product zinc finger protein 239-like. The transcript has 4 exons. Gene Ontology annotation, biological process: regulation of immune system process; regulation of cytokine production; negative regulation of transcription by RNA polymerase II. NCBI's taxonomy places the organism in Eukaryota, Metazoa, Arthropoda, Insecta, Thysanoptera, Thripidae. The coding region runs from base 1 to 1167 and encodes 388 amino acids. The record is from RefSeq and is a predicted model, not a curated record.